Gryllus bimaculatus (two-spotted cricket) is the source of this 324-nucleotide messenger RNA. Lineage: Eukaryota; Metazoa; Arthropoda; Insecta; Orthoptera; Gryllidae. The record is from the annotation of a GenBank genome assembly.
AUGGGAACGACGCCACGGCGUGGGGUCCAUGCUGUGCGUGUGCGCGGGCGAUCGGCUGGUGGCGGCGGACGGCACGUCGCUGCUGGGCGCGACGCUGGCGGAGGCGCUGGCACUGCUGCGGCGCGACGGGCCCGCGCUGCUCACCCUGGAGUACGACGUGAGCGCGGCGGGCCCGCUGCUCGUGGAGGUGGCGCUGCCGCCGGGCCGCGACCUGGGCCUGACGCUGGCGGCCGGCGACGCGGGCCGCGUGCUCCGUCGCCGAACGUCACUUACGCAGUCGAUCAGGGAGGGGGUCAAAACCGGAAAGAAAGCCCCGGGCGAUAA